AUAAAUUGAUUUGAAUUGUACAUUAAGGAGACGAUAGAGGUCGUCAUACCCAUGAAGUAAAGAGAGGUUAUUUAUUUAUUUCUUAUCGAAUAUAAUUUUUGUUCUAAAUUUACACAUAAACAUACAUAUAUAUAUAUAUACAUACAUAUAUUCAUUACAUAUAUAUUAUAUAUAUAUAUAUAUACAACAAAAAUAUAUUGAUAAAUAUGACAGAUGAAGAAAAAAGAGAAAGACUCCGGAAUUUGUUUACAAAACUUUAUGGAAGUAAUAAUCCAGAAGGAAAAAUAUCACCAGAAAUAAUAGACGAGGUUACAAAAUGUAUAGUAAGUGCAGAAGCACGAAAGUCUACCUACGUUGGUGCAUUAGUUGGUUCUGCAAUAGGAGCAAUUAUUCCAUUGAUGAUUGAACCAUUGAAAAAAUCUUUUUUAAUUUUUACUUUCGUUGGAGGUGUAUAUGGAUCUGUCUUUGCAAGAUAUAUGCAUUCUAAAAAUUGUUUAUCUAUAAUUAAAAAUCUUCCACAUAGUGAAUAUAGCCAACUAAGUAACCAUAAAUCUUUUGAAGUAGAAAAACCAUUGGAAAGAGAAUCUUUGAAAAAAGGAUCUUCAAUAGAUAUUGAAGCCUUUCAACAAAUAGACCAACAGAAUGAAUUUUCUUCUGUUAAUGCUCAUGAAUAUCAACCAGUCAUAAAUAUUGAUGAACCAGAAAAGAAAGAAAAGAAAGUAUUUGAAGGGAUAACUUAUGAUGAAUUACGACAGAAAAACAGAGACAGUUUUCGAUCAGGACAAGUACAACAUAGAUAUGUAAAACGAUCCAUUGAUUCAAGAGAAAAUAAACCCACAGAAAAUCAAGACUUUAAAUCAGAGUUAAACAUAGAUUCUGAUCUUUUCCCUAUGCCAAGUGGUACUGGAAAUCACAAAACGAAAUACGGAGACAUAUGGGAUUAAAUGAAUGAAAAUAGCAUAAACAUUAUUUGUUGCUUGUAUAAUACGAAUACUAUAUAAAAGUAGUGAAGUAAUUCUUAAUUUGUUAAUUGUAAAUGCAAUAUUAUGUAAUGUUAUAUCAUUGAUAAUCUGAUUUAUUAUAUAUACAUUGAUAAUA
Vespa mandarinia (Asian giant hornet) is the source of this 1098-nucleotide messenger RNA. RefSeq lists its product as uncharacterized. The record is from RefSeq and is a predicted model, not a curated record. Lineage: Eukaryota; Metazoa; Arthropoda; Insecta; Hymenoptera; Vespidae.